Messenger RNA from Gopherus evgoodei (Goodes thornscrub tortoise), 5973 nucleotides. It is a transcript of the gene CEP41, whose product is annotated as centrosomal protein 41. Bases 41 to 1174 code for a protein of 377 amino acids. The record is from RefSeq and is a predicted model, not a curated record. NCBI's taxonomy places the organism in Eukaryota, Metazoa, Chordata, Testudines, Testudinidae. The transcript is spliced from 11 exons. Gene Ontology annotation, cellular component: ciliary basal body. Gene Ontology annotation, biological process: cilium assembly; protein polyglutamylation.
UGGGGGGCUGGUGUCGCGGCUCAGCUGCCAGUUUGAAAAAAUGUCGGGAAGAAGGCGCAUCGGGGACCCGGAGUGUUUGACCAAAAGAAUUCCACAGAAUCCUAAAUAUCAACACAUAAAAUCUCGCCUUGACACGGGAAACAGCCUGACCAAAUACAUUGAGAAAUUGGAAGAGAUCAAGAGAAAUUACAGAUACAAAAAAGAUGAGCUAUUCAAGAGGCUGAAAGUGACAACUUUUGCCCAGCUGGUCAUCCAAGUUGCUUCUCUAUCUGAUGAAACAUUAGAAGUGUCAGCGAAGGAGAUCCAAAAGCUGGAAGAUGGUGAUACUGUUAUUUCAGAGACUGAUGCUGAGCUCACACUUGGGACUAACGGGAAAGGAAGCCCCACGGAGAAGCCAGCCAGUCCAGCCCGGUUCAUAAACAACACGGGAGCAGGGGAAUCAUAUCGGUCUACUCUGCAGAGCGUGAUCAGUGGUGUCGGUGAGCUAGACAUAGACAAAAGCCUGCGGAAGAAACCUGAUGCUAAUGCUAAGGAUACUAACGCUAAAGACAAACCUUACCCUGACUGCCCGUUCCUGCUGCUUGACGUACGAGAUCGAGAUGCAUAUGACCAAUGUCAUAUCGUUGGAGCUCACUCCUACCCUAUCGCAACGCUGUCUAGAACCAUGAACCCUUAUACGAAUAGCAUUCUGGAAUAUAAAAAUGCUCAUGGGAAGAUUAUCAUCCUGUAUGAUGAUGAUGAGAGACUAGCCAGCCAGGCUGCCACUACCAUGUGUGAGAGAGGCUUUGAGAACUUAUUCAUGUUAUCUGGAGGCCUGAAGGUUGUUGCACAGAAGGUGCCUGAAGGGCUGGUCACUGGGUCAUUCCCAGUGUCUUGCCAGUUGGCAACGUACACUGGAUCUGCCCGGAAAAGGGUCACCCCAAGAGAGACACCCGCACGUGCUGAGAAUAAAUGGAGAUUUACUGCAGAAGAUCUACAAAAGAUAGAAUACUACCUGGAAGAGGAGCAGAUCCCCUCAGAUACUGCCAGCCGUCUCAGCCGUGCUUCCUCAGGCCGAGAUUCCAAGGCGAUGGCUGUACGGAGCACCCAGAACCUCCCCACUGCCAGCCCAGCUGGCUCCCUCGCCACCCGCUCCGUCAGCAGCAGCAGCCUCCAGAACAAGCCCUGGAAGUAAAGACAGUGUCUCUUUCAGUUGAAUAAACGAAUGUCCCAGUUCUGGGAAUCCCUGAUCAGUACAUCCCGUUUGUCAUUUUAGGAAGCUGCAAAGAGGAAAAAUAGAUGCAUGAUCUAACAAUGGCAAGAGGGGUGGGGUGCAGCAGGCUGACAUUCAGUAGAAGAAGUAAAGGUAUAACUUUCCAAGACUGAUCUAAAGGGAUAAAGUUGUUUUGUGAAAACGAACUUUUCCCCGAAGUCCCUGACCCACAGAAGUGGGUCCAUGAAAUCUGUGUCUUUAAAAAUUGCCAGUGGAGUCUGUGUUCUUAGAAAAUAUUCCCCCUGGGGUCUGGGAUCUUAGUAAUGUAGCGCUGUGCUCGCACGUGAGCACCCGAAAGAUGAAUAGACCAGCCGCUAUCUGUAAACAAAAGUCUUGAUGUCUCGCUGAAAUGGAGCCAACGAAUAGCACAACUGGUGACAAGUGAGCAAGAUGCCAGAAACGCCUUUUUUAACUGUCCAAAGUGUUUGUAAGAAGGGCAUUCUUGUAAGGAGUGUACAGAAUGAUGUUUCAGCUGACAGGGCCCUUUGUCUCUGUUCUGUGUUCCAGGCUGUGGUAUAAUGCUCUGAUUCUGAGCGAAGGUACGUUACAAUGUGUUUCUUGGUUUGUAAAUGAGAUUAGAAGGUAACUUUGGGCAUGAUGCUGAAAUGGGCUGAGCAAAACUCCGAUUGACUUCGCUCACAGCUGGAGCUGACUCAUCCGGCUUCAAUCUCUCCCGGUGAAUUUCUGCUUGCCGAGCCAGGUUGCUGGUGACAGGCGUAGCGAAGAGAACCACAAAGUGACUUGGGGGAAAUGUCCUGGUCCUUUGUGGUGAUAUUUUCCUUAUGACAUUGCAGUGCUGAGUGAACUGAUCACACAAUGAUUUGUCGUGAGGUCUUUGUCACAACCUUUCAAUGUCAAGCCUUCCUGUCAUUGUCUGGUGACUUCCAGCCAUUCUUCUCAACACGGUGUUUUCUGCUUCCAUCUUGGUGGCUGAGCGUGAGGGUGUUCCUGGAUGCUUGGAAGGAUCCUGGCUGCUCCAGCCAGUUUGGUCAGUGAGUUGCUUUCUGCUGAGUCGUGUGUCGGGGUGGUAUAGGGUGCACGAGAUGAGCAACGCUCAUUCGCUCUGCCUGAGACCAGACUCCCAACUGGCAUGUGGGUCUCUGAGUAAUUCACACAGCUAUUCCGAGCUACAAGCUGAAGAUCGCUGGUCUAGACAGUCUGAAGGGCAGAUGGUCAUGAGCCUGCUUUCCACGAUGCAUAUGGAUCACCUUAAAAUAAGUUAAGGGGCAGAACUCAGACUUGCUCUGCUGAGCUCCUCUGAUGGAGCUGUCAUAACCUAAUAAACAGAAGCUUCUGACAGUAGGUCUUGAUCACUAGAGUAGCGAGGGGAUCUGCAUCUUAACUGACUAGUGGAGGCAUGAAACUAUUGCAUGACCAUCUCUCUGCAGCUUCCUUGGUGUUAGCAGGGCUAGGAAAAAACUGUCCCCGAUAGUCACAAUGACAUUCCAGCAAGGCUCCCUGGUGGUGGGGGCUGCCCAGAAUUUUUGAGGCCAUGAAUCUGGUGACUUUCUGGGAGCCUGAGGAUUUGAAUAGAAUGUAUCAAAGCUUAAAAUGCCUCUUAAUCAAACACAAGGCUCCCAAGCCAGCAGUAUUGGCUUAUGCUUGCACUUUCCUUGGUGGCUGGUUAGAAGUUAUUUGGAGCCCACUAGCGGUAGAAACCUAGUUGACGCAUUGUCUUCACCCUGCAUAGCUGUGUUUUGGGGACUCCGGACAGCCACUUGUGGGCCCCGCUUUCUAGUUUUUACCUAGUGUAUUGGUUGACCUUAGUCCAACUAUUUUAUUUUGUCCUUUAAGGUUUGCUGUCCUCUGUGGCUUCACCUGCACCAGAAAAAUCAGGCCCAUAAUUCACCACAGACAGUGCUCAGCUGGAAGUAGCAAUAGCGACAGUGCAAGUUUACACAGGGUGCUGGCAUAUUACCACAGUGCUGCUUCACCCUACUCUGAGCAGGGUGAGUGAUCAGCACUGCUGCCCCCUGUCUACACUUCUGCUUCCAUCACUGGGAAAUUCUGGGGGAUGAGCUGUGAUUUUGCUGGUGGAUUUAGAUGGAGGGAAGAGGGUGUUAGUAGAGUGGGGUCAGCACUCAUCUAACAGUCUGGUAUGGACCCUGACUAUGUCAAUUAUAGGUAGCAGUUAAAGCCAUGGAAGUAAUUCAAGGCUCUUAAUCUGAAUCCUCAUAGAAAGAGUGAUUGCUUGCUUGGGUGACUUCCCAGUGGCCAGGAAUUGGUGCUCUAAUUGAUCCUGCUUAGCGCUGUCAAAGCCUAGGGCCUGACCCUACAAUGUGCCGAGUGCCCUCAGUUCCCAUCAACUUCAGUGGGAACUGUGGAUGCUCAGCAGCUGCUAGUGACCUUCAAAAGCCAAGCUGAAGAACACACUUCUCUGGCCUUGUGCAGGAUAAGCCCUACCUUGAUCUUAUUCUCCUCUGUAGCAAUCUGCCACUGUAUGUGUAUAGCCAACAGCAGCAUGUCUUUAAGUGGUGUAAAGAUUGUAAAUAGAUUCACUUCUUUCCUUCCUUAGAGAACCAGUUGGUGGCACUGGGACAUUGGAUGUAUGGGAAGGCGGCUCCCUGCAUAUGGCAUAGUCUCACUUUCCUGAGAGAGGCUUUGUUGUCCUGUAGCAUGCCAAAAAUUCCCUGCUUUCGUUUCUGCCUUUUAGCACUAACAGACCAGUUUUUAUUUAGUCCGUGCAAUCGGUGCUGCCUAAAGGCAAGUGCCACAAAAACUGCCAACAGCCCUGGGGAUGCAGGAUGUAAGCUGGCCACCUGGAUCUGGCUUCCUCCAGAGAAUGUGACUGAGGAUGCUCGGAGCUGGUCUAUGUGUGUACAUGUUGUAAUCCUGUGCAGGAAAGCAGCCUUCUACACACAGCUCCCAUGAAUACAAACUAUUCCCACGCUCUGCAGAGAUCAAAUGUGCAAGGGGACUCUGGAUAGGACCUGCUGAGUGGGGCAUUAAUGGGUUUCAGAUGCCAGCCAACACAACCCAGUACAUCUUGCUCCAAGCACUUCUAAGACCCUACGCCACAUUUGGCAUUUUUAUACAUUUUAAAAUAUAUGUAUUUUUAUAUGUAACAAACCCUGAUCCCAAUUCAUAAAUUACAGCUCCCCACUUCCCAAGGAAAUCCAGUAAGUUCCAUUUUAAUUACUCAGAAAGAAAAGUUUUUUGAGUUUGUACAAAUUCUUGACUGUCCAAGGAUAGCCCAAUACACUGGAUUUCUACAGAGUCGACUUCUGUGUGUAUUGAAUAGUUGGGUUAAUCAGAUGUGCGGGAUUUCAAGGCCGGUUGAAUUGGGACAGUGAAUGUAAGGUACUAUCUCUCUCUCCUGUUUGCCUAGCCAUAGGAAGCGAUCUGCUCAGUAAGUCUUACAAUCGUAUUAACUGGUCUUACCUCUCACAUAGUCUGACUUAUGUUAUCAGGUUUCUGGUAAGAAAGAUUUUGUUUUUUGUUUUUUUGUGCAUUUAUUUAAGUUUAACGAACCAGCUAGGCUUUGCCAAAUUUGAUCUUUUAUUUACUGAUCAGUGAUAUUGCGAGUCAACUGGAGAGCAAAGUAUGGUUUGGUGGUUGGAUCUCAGAACUGGGAGCCUGGGAUCCCAAGUUCUCAUUCUGGCUCUUACACCUUGGGCAAGUCACUUAGCUGCUCUCUGCCUCAGUUUCCCUAUCUGUAAAAUGGGACUGAUAAUCCUUCCUUACCUCACAGAGGUGCUAUCAGGCUUUGUUAUUUGAUGUCGGUUACAGGCUUUGAAAAGAUUUUACUUGAUAUUAGGAAAGUGUCAUAAAAAUGUGAAGUAUUUUAUUAAUUUUGAACAUCCAGGCUGAAACUGACUCAUGCUGGUUUGCAUGUUAGCUUGAUGGGCUGCAUUCAUCACUCCCUUUCAGGCAGUAAGAGUUGACUUUUUCAUGCUAUCAUGAAAUAAAAGCGUGAGCUAAAUGGCAUCUCAUACAGAAUCCAAUCGGCUUUUUGCUUAAGACAAUUGACAAUAAUAUUGUGCCCCUAAAAAUUGCUGCAUCUGGUCAAUGUUGUUGAAUGUUUAAAAUAAGGGGGGGUGGAAUAAAGAGAAUGUCUGUCUGUUAGUUACAUGCUUAAAACACUGGGACAAAUGCAACUUAAAAAGAACACAUUUUAUGUUUGAAUGCGAGGUAUCUAAAGUGUGCACGCUUUCAAAACGGCUGUCUCACACACACACACAUACACACACACACACGUGCGCAGUAAACUCAGAGGGGAGGGAUACAGUAUCUCAGCUGAAAUCAAAUAGCGAUUGUGAGGCAAAGGAUUUUUUAUUAUCCAGCUACAGUACUAGGAUCUGAAAUCCUCUGUUGCCCUGGGUUACUAGGAAACUCUUUUCUGCAUCAGAGGAAGAGUCCAAGCCAGUCAGGGUUGUUUAAGAUCAUCUUAAUCCUGUGCAUCGAAGAAAGAGCUGAAGAACAUAUCUUCUUAUCCUCUUAUUGUCUUUGAGGGUUCGUAUGUUUUGCAUCUUAGCUUAACUGUGUCAUAUGAUUAGGCAGGUGCUUUUGUUUUGUUUUCCGGGGGGAGGGGGUGGAAUAGAUUUCUGUAGAGUUUUUUGGUUUUUAAAUUUUGAUUCAAUAAAAAGCAAAUGAUGCAGCAUGGCUGAGUAUUGUUUUAAUUGACUUUAUUUUUUUAAGGGCUAACAGAAAAAUCAGUGCGGGGAGUAAUAAUGUGGGGGCAGUAACUGCAGAGCCAGGGUGUCAAAACGGGCCUUGACUGG